This is a messenger RNA of Colossoma macropomum (tambaqui), 1838 nucleotides long. It is a transcript of the gene slc47a3, whose product is annotated as solute carrier family 47 member 3. The record is from RefSeq and is a predicted model, not a curated record. The transcript is spliced from 17 exons. NCBI's taxonomy places the organism in Eukaryota, Metazoa, Chordata, Actinopteri, Characiformes, Serrasalmidae. Bases 170 to 1807 code for a protein of 545 amino acids. Gene Ontology annotation, biological process: xenobiotic detoxification by transmembrane export across the plasma membrane. Gene Ontology annotation, cellular component: membrane. Gene Ontology annotation, molecular function: antiporter activity; xenobiotic transmembrane transporter activity.
AAGUAGAUAAAGUAGAGCUCCAGAAGGAGAGCUGGCGACCGCACGCUUAAGCCCACCCCUGUCGCCGCCCAGGCUGUGUGUCCACCCCGUGUGAUAACUCCACUCCGCUCACUUACAGCAGUCGCUGGUGAACUUUAUGGCGGUGCUCGUGAACACAGCUAACUGAAACAUGGCUGAAAACGCUCUCAUUCCGUACAGUUCAAACAACCACCGGAAACGAUAUCGCUGUUUAUUCCCCGACGAAGUCAAAAGAGAAGUUAGGGAGUUAUCAGCGCUAGCCUUGCCUGUGCUUUUGUCAUAUAUUAUGGUCUAUUUAAUAAGUUUUGUCAGUACUGUGUUCUGUGGACAUCUGGGGAGUACAGAGCUUGACGGAGUGGCUCUAGCCAUAGCUAUUAUCAAUGUGUCGAGUGUUGCAGUCGGCUACGGUUUGGCAUCAGCCUGUGACACAUUAAUAUCUCAAACUUUUGGGAGUGGUAACCUCCAGCGAGUUGGUGUUAUUGUGCAGAGAGGAGUUAUCAUCUUGCUGUUAGCAUGUUUCCCAUGCUGGGCCAUUUUAAUCAACACAGAGUCCAUACUACUGAUGGUGAAACAAAACCCAGAAGUGGCCAGGCUCUCUCAGAUGUAUGUGAAGAUUUUUAUGCCAGCUAUUCCGGCAUUAUUUGUAUUCAUCAUUGAGUCAACAUAUCUACAAAAUCAGGGAAUGAUUUGGCCCUUGGUCAUCACUGGAGCUAUAGCAAAUGUGCUCAAUGCCUUGAGCAACUAUGUUUUCCUGUUCAUUUUGGACCUUGGUAUCACCGGAUCAGCUGCAGCCAAUACUGUCUCACAGUAUUUGAUGGCUAUUGUACUCUUUGUCUACAUCCGUUGUAGAGGUCUACAUAAGGACACUUGGCAUGGUUGGUCUGUGGAGUGUCUACAAGAGUGGGAUACCUUUUUCCAUCUAGCUAUUCCAGGGAUGUUGAUGCUGUGUGCAGAAUGGUGGACCUAUGAGCUGGGUGCAUUUUUGGCAGGUUUGAUAAGUCCGGUAGAGCUGGGAGCUCAGUCAAUUAUCUAUGAACUGGCAAAUGUUGCAUAUAUGGUUCCUAUAGGCUUCAGUGUGGCUGGCAGUGUCAGAGUGGGAAAUGCCAUGGGGGCUGGGGACACUGCACAAGCCAAGCUAUCUGCCAAGCUCGCCAUGGCCUGUGCAGUCUCUGUUGCAGUGUGCUUGGCAGUCAUCGUUGGCAUUACCAAAGAUGUCAUUUCUUACAUCUUCUCAAAUGAUGAACAGAUUAGAGCGAGGGUUGCCACUGUAAUGGUGCUCUAUGCUCCUUUCCAUCUGCUUGAUGCCACAGCGGCAUCUGCUGGGAGUAUUGUUAGAGGCUUAGGGAAGCAGAAGCUCGGGGCAGUCGGGAACGUGUUUGGAUACUAUGCUGUAGGCUUCCCCAUUGGAGUGUCUCUGAUGUUUGCUGCAAAAAUGGGAAUUUUUGGUCUUUGGACUGGUCUUUUAAUUUGUGUGUUCUUUCAGUCAGUCUUCUUUAUAAUUCUGCUUGUAAGGCUGGACUGGGCAAAAGCCACUGAGGAGGCCCAGAUCAGAGCUGGAGUGAAGACGAAUUUAAAAGAGAAUGACAUGGUACAUCAGAAUGAAGAUGUGGAGAGCGAUGAAGAAGGCACACACACAGACAUGGAUUUGCUGGUACAGAAGCCAUCCGUCUGUACGGUGGGGAAGCCACUAUCGUUAGCGGCCUUGGUGCUCCGCCGGGGGCUGACUUUAGCAGCCAUGCUUAUUAUGCUGGCAGGAGGGCUCAUCGUAAAUGUGAUUCUGAACAGGUAGAGACGCAGCAGAAGGACACUAAUGCUGAUGA